AUGGGUCGAAGAAUCCAAGUGGCUGUGCGUGUCCGACCUGGUAAAAGUGGCCAAUCGUGUGUCAGCAUUGUAGGUGAGCGUGAAAAGAAUGUAGUGAUAUCAGAUCUUUCUGAAACACACGCGAACAGUGUUCCCCGUAGUUUCCGUGUGGAUCAAGUUGUAACAGAAGAUUGUACCAACGAAGAGCUGUUUCGUAAUCUUGUUAUGGAACGUGUUAUUUCCUCUGUAGAGCAUCCCGAUACAUCUUGUUUUUUGGCCUAUGGACACACAAGUAGCGGUAAGACUCAUACAAUUGCUGGUUCAAACAAAGAGCCAGGACUCUUGUCCUUUUCAGCAAAAGCAGUUCUAGACACUUAUGGUGUAGCUGAAGUUGCCAUGUUAGAAGUAUAUGGUGAAUCUGUGCAUGAUCUGUUGGCACAAGGUGAAAGGCGUUUAAUCCGCCGUCGUUCAAGUCCUGAUGGAACAGUAAUAGUAGUAGAAGAUUUAACAACAUGUUUGCUUUCUUCUAUGGAGGAGUGGGAAGCCGUCUCACGGUUUGGAAUGCAGACAAGAAGAGUAUCUCCCACAGAGCGAAAUCCACGUAGCAGUCGUAGUCAUGCUAUUUUCACCAUCAAAAGUCGAGGUCUACGCCUUUGUCUAGUUGACUUGGCAGGAAGUGAGAGGCAAACAACUUAUUCUCCUCAGUUAAAUAGAGAAAGUAUUGCUAUUAAUAAAUCACUUUCUCGUCUUAGUACGGUAUUAGAAGCUCUUAGUACUACGCGAAUGAAGGCAGAUGGCACUACCUCUUAUGUUAAUUUUCGGGAUACAACCUUGACUGUUCUACUACAACGUUAUCUUUCUGGAGCCUCUAUGACUGUAUUUCUCGCUUGUAUUCAUCCAGACUCUGAAUAUUUUCAGGAAACGAUGAGCACAAUGCGGUAUACACAACGUCUCAAACACAUUAAAACUAAAGUUGCACCACGAAACCCAAGCCAAGAUAUGAGUUUAUUGAAAUCAGGAGAACGUCAAGAUUUACUAGCUGAGUUAAUGUUAUUACGUAAAAUUGUGGAAGGACAAAAACAAGAGCAGCAACAUCGUCAGAAUAAUUUCACCACUGAACUUGGUGAGACACAGAGAGAAGGAAUUGAUAACAGUCCACGUUUGGGUUAUUUAAUUUCAGCUCAAGACUCUUCAUCACGUGGAGACGUUGCUAAAACUGAUACUUUUGCUGCAGAAAGCCGUCAACGUCUUUUACGGUCUAAAGAUACAAAACGUGUGGCUGGUUGGCUUCUCAGUCGAAUUCUUGGUGAACUUCCAGAACUUUCUGUUGGGUUUGAUGAUUAUUUUGACUCUUAUCUGCCUCCAGAGGUACAAGUGGUAGGUUAUGUUUCUGUCAUGGCUUGCCUAGCACCGCGUAAUGUUAAUGAGGCCGUAGAGACUUUAGCUUUUCUAGAUGUUGGUGAUAUUGCAAUGGGGUUAUCAAUGCUUGAUGCCGGUAUUCCCGCAUGUGUAGGACUUCACCGACUUAACUGCAAAAAUACUGACUCAUGGGAGGCACAUGAAUAUGAUGAUCACAACAAAGUUUUUGUAUUAGCUUUUUUUGAAAUUGGUAGUUAUCUGGUGGAGGAAAUGGGUGCAACAUGUGAUGCAUUUAGUUGCUGCAGGGGUCUCUUAACCCUUGAACCGCUUGUACCUGUAGCGAUAGUGCUUUGUACUCCAUUUGAUGCAUCUGAUGAGUUAAAAGAGAACAUACUGCGGCACCUUAUAACGCUUCAAGGUGAACAAGAUAGUGUACUGGAGACUGCUACACUGGGAUCACCAAUGAUGUCCCCUCCUAUUGUGAAAGGUGCCGAGUUAUUUCACUCUCUAAGCGACUUAAAUACUGCUGUACUGCGAGAAGGUUCUUACUCUUGUCAAGACUAUGUUAAAAAUCUUGCCUCUUCUGAAAAUACACCUAGCUCACCAACUGCGGCACUUGCAAAAGAGAUAGAGCGACAGGCACAACAUCAAUCACAAUUAUGUUCACCAUUUCAAGAACCGACAUCAGUAACUUCAGUGGAAGAAGUUCCCAGACAUUGUAAACAAAGUUCUACAAGGUGUCAUAUUCGGACAUUUAUGAUAUCACCAUCUUCAUCUUCAUCGUCGUCAUCAUCAUCAUCGUCAUCAUCAUCAUUAUUUGAUGUCGAGAUAAACAGGUCAUUAGCUUCAUACGAGAAGGAAGUGGAAGAGGAAGAAGAAAAAGAACAAAAAGAAGAAGCACAGAUUCAACUACCAUCAACUUGCAAAAGCCCCCCGUAUCGGAAUAUUGAAGUAUAUUGCGAUAAUAGUACAACUGAGAGUAUUGUUUCCCAAAAUGGUACUUUAGAUGAGAGAUCUGCUUCUCUAACGGAUGUGUGCCUAGAUGUUAAUGCUGGUGCUGCAUCAUUGUUGAACCAGCAGCUGGUAUUUUCUAGUGCGAAUAGAGUGACAAGUCCCCAGUUUCCUCCCUCGAAAGUCUUUGAAUCCAACCAGAAUAACAAUAUCAAUAACAAUAACAAUAAUCCAGGCUCUUUGUACGGUGAGAUUCCUCCUGUUUCUGUUGAGGCUCCGUUAGAGGUAGACAAGAGCAAAAAGAAAAAAAAAAAUAAUCAUAGAAAGCGUGCACCGGUGACACAGGGUUGUCACACUUGUACGGUACUAUAG
Messenger RNA from Trypanosoma theileri, 2661 nucleotides. Its product is annotated as kinesin. The record is from RefSeq and is a predicted model, not a curated record. Bases 1 to 2661 code for a protein of 886 amino acids. Gene Ontology annotation, molecular function: ATP binding; ATP hydrolysis activity; microtubule motor activity. Gene Ontology annotation, cellular component: kinesin complex; microtubule. Lineage: Eukaryota; Euglenozoa; Kinetoplastea; Trypanosomatida; Trypanosomatidae. The transcript has a single exon. Gene Ontology annotation, biological process: microtubule-based movement.